GCGGAGAGAUCCCCUCCCGCCUGUGCCUGUAAACCGCGUUCGCUCUCGGACCUGAAGUCACUGUCACAGAGACGCCGCGGAGGACGCUGCGCACACGGAUUCUGCUCCCACGAAAGGAUUUUACAUUGUUUUCUAUUCGAGCGAGGCUUUCCUUUCACUCGUGGCUUACUCUUCUACACCUUACACAUGCAUUUCUUCGCCAUUUUCACGAGAAUUGGGUCAUGAUCACAUCGCCCACGGUCUCUGUUCUGAGAAAUAGCAGUAACCCAGCGUGGGAGAGCGGCUCAUCGGCGGAGAGGGGAGCCCUGAAGAGCAGCCAGCCGUCCGGACACCACUCCGUCUCUCCCGCAGAUCCUUCCCGCCAAGCCAGCCGACUCCCGAUCAAGGUUUUGAAAAUGCUCACGGCUCGAGCAGGACACAUUUUGCACCCGGAGUACCUCCAGCCUUUACCGUCCACCCCCGUCAGUCCCAUCGAGCUGGAUGCCAAGAAAAGUCCGCUGGCUCUUCUGGCACAAACGUGCUCUCAGAUCGGAAAGCCGGACCCGCCGUCAUCUUCCAAACUCUCCUCGCUCGCCUCCACGGGAUCUAGCGACAAGGAGAGCAAAUCGGCUCCCCUCAAAAUGAGUGACAUCGGAGCCGAGGACAAGUCCAGCUUCAAGCCUUACUCCAAGUCCGGCGAGAAGAAGGACUCGAGUGGAGAUAAAAACAGUUUCCGAGUGCCUAGCGCCACCUGUCAGCCGUUCACGCCCAGGACAGGCAGCCCCAGCUCCUGCACCUCCGUGUCCCCGCUGCCGUCUGAAAGCAAAGCGGGUGACAAGGAGGACAGGAAGGAGACGGAGGGCAAUAAAAGCGUCUCUUCGGACUCCAUCAGCCAUCGGAUCAGUGGGAUUACGUCUGACAGCAGUCAGCACCAGGAGAGCACGUCUGGAUCAAAGACCGGCACCUCGGACUCUUCAGUUACUUCUUCGUCUUCCUCCGUCAUCGGCUCGGGGCUGGUGGCCCCGGUGUCUCCCUACAAACCGGGACACACAGUUUUUCCUUUGCCACCUGCUGGUCUCUCGUACCCUGGGAGUUUGGCGGGGGCCUACGCCAGUUACCCGCAGCCGUUCCUCCCUCCCGGAAUGAGCCUUGAUCCCACCAAACCCGGCAGCCAGCUCCUGAGCGCACAGUUCGCCGCUGCCAAUUCGCUGGCCUGCAGCAAAGCGGGUUCGAGUCCCCUGGCCGGAGCGUCGCCGCCCUCCCUCAUGUCCGCCAGUCUGUGUCGGGACCCCUACUGCCUCAGCUAUCACUGCACAAGCCAUCUGUCCGGCGCGUCCGGCGCCAACUGCGGCCACGACUCCGCGGGCGCCUCGGCGCUGAAACCCGGAUACCCCCUCAUGUACCCCGCGCACCCCCUGCAUGGAGUCCACUCCUCACCCUCCUUCACCGGUCACCCUCUGUAUCCAUACGGGUUUGUGCUGCCCAACGAUCCCCUGCCGCACGUCUGUAACUGGGUUUCUGCAAACGGACCUUGCGACAAGCGCUUCUCGUCCUCGGACGAGCUUCUCAGCCAUUUGCGGACUCACACGGCGUUUGCGGGCGCGGAGAAGCUGAUCUCGGGGUACCCCGGGUCAUCCUCGCUGGCUGCGGCCAUGGCAUGUCACAUGCAUUUACCUCCGAACGGCAGCCCCGGCAGCCCCAGCACGCUGGCCCUCAGGGGCCCGCAUCACCCCCUCGGACUCACUAGUCGCUAUCACCCGUAUUCCAAAAGCCCACUGCCCACUCCAGGAGCCCCGGUACCCGUGCCCGCGGCCACCGGACCCUAUUACUCCCCCUACGCCUUGUAUGGACAGAGACUGACCACAGCCUCGGCUUUAGGUUACCAGUAGAGACAGAGAAUUAUACCUUUAUUACGGAAAUUUAGAGCCGAUGGGUUUUAUAUUGUACCAGACUGGAUCCACGUGGGGAUCGGUGUAUUUAUUUGCGAUAGCUUCAAGCGUGACAAAAAUAAAAUUAUUAUUAUUAUAAAGUUCGACAGCGUCAAUGUGCAUUAUUUUUUUUAUCGCAAUAUAUGCCACUAUGAAUAAUUUAUUAAUGAAUAAACUGUCGUUUUGAGCAGCUCAAGAAUGAGUGUGGAUAAGAGAGGGGGUGUCUGCUCCGACUGUCACCGCGAUGGUCACAGGGGCUGAGUAAGACAUUGAUUUUUGAGUCUUGACAACACAGGGGUGCUGGGGGCCAAACAUUGAUCUGUUCAUUUAUAUAUGCCCCAAUUUAGCCCUAAAACACAAGUUGUCGUUUACUACAGUGCAGUAGGUGUUAAAUCAUGUCGCCGGUUCUGAGUAGAUUCACUACAGCUUUAUUUGUUUUACUUUAUUUAAAACAGAAAAGUGUUGCCGAAUAUGCUUUUCAUUGAUCAUCCUGUGAAUGAUUAUGUUUAAGUACAGAACUCUUAAGUUCAUUGACAUUCCAGUCCUAAAAGAUGAAUUAGUCACAUAAAUAUGAAUCAGUUAUAUUAGUCACAUGCACUUCUGAGGCUGAAGUGUUAACCUUACAAUACAGAACUAAAAUUUGCUCGCUUUGGAUCCGUGUCCUUUCAGAACACAUUCAACUUACGAUGUGAAUUUCUACUCUUAAUUAAUGGCUCAGCACUUAAAAUGUGUUCAUUAAGAAUCAUUUUAAACUGGAAAGAAUCUGAGUCAGAGUUUGGCACUUAAACAAUUAAA
Messenger RNA from Synchiropus splendidus (mandarinfish), 2702 nucleotides. Its product is annotated as zinc finger protein 503-like. Bases 222 to 1868 code for a protein of 548 amino acids. Gene Ontology annotation, biological process: negative regulation of DNA-templated transcription. NCBI's taxonomy places the organism in Eukaryota, Metazoa, Chordata, Actinopteri, Syngnathiformes, Callionymidae. The record is from RefSeq and is a predicted model, not a curated record. The transcript has 2 exons. Gene Ontology annotation, cellular component: nucleus.